AUGAGUGGAAAACUAAUCCUAUUCCUCCUUUUCGGAGCGGUUUUCCUGAUUGAAGGCAUUAGCCGAUCUCCGAUGCAGCGGGACGUCGCUGCAGAGGAAAGUUGUGAAGAAGACGACGGUGAGUAUGAUUCCCAAGGAAGACCAACUAGAGUUGGAGCACCAAAACCAAAACCAAAACGAAAGGAGGCGGAUGAUGAUUGGGAUGGAGUUGAAGAUCCCACGGAUGAGGACUAUUUGAGAUACGAGAACACCAACCAAGAGGGAGUCUGUAUUCUUGGAGAGUGGAGAAUGUUCAAGAGACGCAAUGAAUCUGUCUGCCUGAAAAUUUUUGGAACUAUCCAUAAAAUUGAUGGUCGAACCGCUGCGGAUAUUUGCCGAGCAAACCACAACGCUCGCAUGAUGACAGUGGAUAGUCAAGAAGAGAGAGAAUGGAUUUAUACAACUGAACUCGGUGGAAACUCUACAUAUCAUUAUAUGUACGUUGCUGGAUAUCGUAGUCGACGUUGUAAAAAUGCAGUCUGCACUGCUAGUAUGGAUGCGUUCGAGGAAGUCGACAGGACAGCGGAUCACAGAUUUAUCUAUUCCAAAUGGGAGGGAAUACUCAACGAAUACUAUGAUUUUGAGUACAGUAAUUGCCUGGCUAUGCACGUAAUGCCUCAUCCGAUCAGCCUACCAAAUUUCAUUCGAGAUUGGCCAUGCAAACAAGCUUGGUUAAACACCGUUCUUUGUGGAGUUACUGUUAUGUAA
Molecule: messenger RNA, 747 nt
Organism: Caenorhabditis briggsae
Lineage: Eukaryota; Metazoa; Nematoda; Chromadorea; Rhabditida; Rhabditidae
Gene: Cbr-clec-217
Product: Protein CBR-CLEC-217
Exons: 5
Coding region: 1-747 (248 amino acids)
Source: RefSeq, a predicted model, not a curated record